This is a messenger RNA of Megalobrama amblycephala (Wuchang bream), 1448 nucleotides long. RefSeq names its product cell growth regulator with EF-hand domain 1 (gene cgref1). The coding region runs from base 171 to 962 and encodes 263 amino acids. NCBI's taxonomy places the organism in Eukaryota, Metazoa, Chordata, Actinopteri, Cypriniformes, Xenocyprididae. The record is from RefSeq and is a predicted model, not a curated record. Gene Ontology annotation, molecular function: calcium ion binding. The transcript has 6 exons.
GAUACUGCACAUAAGAGGCGGUGCGUGCGGAGCUGUAAAUGCAGUGUCAGCGACUCUACGUGGCGAUGAUGGAAAACGGUGGAAGGCGGAAUGUGGAGAGCUCGAGGAGGAGCUGCUGAUUUUAUCCGGGCAACGACACGUCCACGGAAUCCACGUGUAGCCCGUCACUGAUGCAAACAUACGGGGCUGUGCUGCUCUCAUCAGCCGGGCUGGGUUUCAUCAUGGAGCGACCGCUAACCGCUGCCGCGAGAGGUGUGCCAGAGCGAUCCGGUGGAGCAGUUAAUAUGAUCACAACACGGCUUCUGUUCCUGUUCAUCCUCCCUUCACUGAGUCUGUGUGCUCCACAAGCCCAGAAAACACUCAGCGACGACAUCCUUGCACCAGACCUUCCUAAUCCUUUUGGGUCCAGCGAAGAAAACCGCAGGCUUCUGCAAAGCUACAUUAAGAGCAGCCUGAAGGAAGGACAGACCAGUCCAGAGAUGAACACCAGGGAACAAGAAGUGUUCUUCCUUUUCUCCUUGUAUGACUAUGAUAGAAGUGGGCAGAUGGAUGGCCUUGAACUGAUGCAACUUCUGACAGAUUUCCUGACUUAUCAUGAAAUCAUGCCAAAGUCAACAGAUUCUGUUGUGUCUUUGGUGGACUUCAUGCUACAAGCUCAAGAUCUGAACCAGGAUGGACUACUCGCUCCUUCAGAGCUGUUAUCAUCAUCCACGACUGACCAUCAGCAAGAAAACAACAUUGUUCCCCCUGAUCCACCAGCCGACGAAGCCUUAAAACAAGAGCAAACACAUACAUCAGAGGAUGGAGAUUCUGAAACUCACCAGCAAGAUGUAGAGGUCAACCAGGAGUCUGAACAUGAGAAUGAGAUACCUGAAAAGUUUGAAGAACAGCAUGACCAGCUGCAAGAUGAUCAUCAGGAACAGAAGAAAGUGCCAGUCCAUCAGGAGCAACCAGAGAUGUAAUCCCAAAUUAAGCAUGAAGUGCAACUUUAGAGACCUUUUUUAUUAUUAAAGACACAUCUCUCAAAUGGAUACAAAACAGCCAUACAUUGGAAACCACUCACCUGCUGCAUAUACAGUACUGUGACUGACGCAUAAUUUAUUUCUGGAUACUAAACGUUUUGAAAGUCCAAAAGCAUGUGUUAAUUAGCAUCAUUGUACCAAGUUUAUUGUAAAACCACUGAACUGUACAGAUAUUUCUCAGAGUCUCCACUAAAUUGUGGAAUCCAGAAACAAUCAUCUGAAUUGGCAACUACUCAGCUUAUUUUUCCUUUUUGCUGUUCAAACUAUGCAAACCCAGGAAGUAAAGCUUUAAUUUACAAGAAUUUAAUGCAAAAGUCUAGUCACAGCCAAGAUCUAGUAACCAUUAUUAGGGUUUUGUACCCAAUUAUAGGCAUAUUUCUGUGUUGAACAAACACCUUUGAAAUAAACCAUUCAUUUAGAAGUGGA